AUGGCGGAGCUCACUGCCAGGGAGCGCCGGCUCGUGCACAUGACGUCCAAUAUUUUUGACGCCAACGGCUCUGACAAGUCAGUGUACUCCGCCAGCAGACAGAAGGAGCUGCUGGACAACCUGCGGCAGAGCUAUGUGCAAGAACGGGUGCCAGAGGCCAUGAACUUGCCCAGGCCUCAGGAGAUGAAGUAUGCUCUGAUGACUGGCAACCAUGCUGUGCUGCCGGGCAGCAGUGCGGCGAAUGGGCCUGGGACGAAGCGCGAUGUGCAGUUCAUGCCCAAGGAGUUCUGGUCUACCUCUGUGGACUUGAAGUGGCACGAUGUGCGGAACGAGAGAUGUCGCCACAAAAACCACGCAGCAGAGCGUGCCAACUUGGAUGCCAAGGACAAGAAGACCAGAGAAAUGUCCUCAGAGCUGUUCCAAAAGGAGCGGUUGGUCAACCGUUCGAUGGACAAGUCAGAUCUCGUGGCUGAUGGGACGGACUACUUGGCCAUCGAUUCGUCGCUGCAUGAGCAGCAUGACAAUGGAGGUGCAACGGGGAGCCUCGGCUCAACCAGGACUAGGCUUCAAGCCAACCUGGCGGCUUCAGGCUACAACACCAUGCCGCAGCCCGUUGCUCCCGAGGCAACUGGAGGCUAUGCGCAACCUGCUCACAGGAAAAGCGGCAAGGAAAUGCGCAAUUACUCCGACCUCUUCGGCUCUGAAAUGGGCCGGUGUCAUGCACCGACACAACAGCGACAGGACAUCAUUGGCACGUCAACAUGCACUUUCUUGGAUCAUCGCGGCGAGAUUGAGUCUGCACGCAGAGAAGAAGGAAGGCUGGCAGGUGCAGCAACCCCUGCAAACAGGAAGGAGGCCGAGAUGUCAUCGACGCUGCAUGGGCACCGGACUCCCAGAGCUCAAAAGGCUUCUGAGCUCGAAGAGGUGCACGUUUCCGAGCGUGGCUUUUGGGACAGCAAGGAUGGCAUGCUGAUCAAUGCGGAGGUGUCACGUCGCCGGCGUGAGAAAGAGUUCAACAAGGACUUUGAAGGUGAUGUCUUCCACCUGUCGCGCAAGCAGGACAACUUGGACUCCAAUCAGGUAAGGGGGAACAUUGGCCAAGCACCUGUCGAGGCACCUGUUUCCCCCAAAAGUGGGGCUGGCCUGCUGUCGCCAUACUCGCCCACCAGACAAGGGGGUCCGAGUGCCUCCCAAAGAGAGAAGAUGCUGCAAUAUGCCAAAGACACGAAGCUUGCCUCUCUGCAGUCAAGCAUUUUCACCUGA
Symbiodinium natans is the source of this 1263-nucleotide messenger RNA. The record is from the annotation of a GenBank genome assembly. NCBI's taxonomy places the organism in Eukaryota, Dinophyceae, Suessiales, Symbiodiniaceae.